Messenger RNA from Corylus avellana, 1358 nucleotides. NCBI's taxonomy places the organism in Eukaryota, Viridiplantae, Streptophyta, Magnoliopsida, Fagales, Betulaceae. The record is from RefSeq and is a predicted model, not a curated record.
UCCAAACCGCACAAUGGAGCGAAAAAGGGGGAAAUCAAUCAGAGAGAUGUCGCAUCAACUCCCACACGAUCUUCAGAUUGAAAUCCUUGUAAGACUACCCGUGAAAUCACUUUUACGAUUCCAAUGUGUUUCCAAAUCGUUCAAGUCUUUAAUCAGUAGCGCUGGUUUUAUUUCCACGCACACCAACCACCAUGAGAGCACCAACAAUUAUGCUCACUUAAUUUCAGGGCGAUUUAAUCGGUCUGAAAAUGACGAGGAGAAAGAAGAGUUCAGAUGUUUUCAGUUCGAUGAUUCCUUCCGUGAGUUUCACAAACUUGAAUUCCCAUCCCAGUUCCAUAGUUAUAAAUGUUUUGACAGUUUUGUAAACGCUCUUGAGUGUAGGGGAUUGAUACUUUUCUUUUAUCCAUUCCUAUUGGAGGGUGAUUGUUUCGAAUGCUUGACUCUAUGGAACCCUGCUGUUAGAAUGAAUUUGACUCUCCCUACACCUUGCAAUGGUGUAAGGGUACCCGUCCGCGGCUACUCUGUUCAUGGGUUCGGUUUUGACCCUAACACUGAUGAUUACAAGGUGCUGAGAAUAAUGUAUGAAUAUGAUGAUAUAUUUUCACCUCGGGUGAAACUGUUUAAACUUUCUACAGGCGCUUGGGAGACUGUUAGGUUCUUGGACGACUUUCACUAUCUUAUAGCUACGUGGGAUUUUCAAGCUUUCGUCAAUGGGGCUAGCCAUUGGCUUGGACGUCAUUCAUCAAAAAAAGAAUUGGUGGUUGUGUUGUUUCAUAUGUUUGAUGAAGAAUUUCGAGUGAUGAAGCUUCCAGAUGUUCUAGCUACCAGAUAUGUUACAAGUUCUCUUGAGGUAUCUGGUGGAUUGCUCUCUUUGAUGUGCUAUGGCGAUGUGAGACCUGGAAAUGAGAGUUGUUGCAUUUGGUUGAUGAAAGAUUAUGGCGUAAUAGAGUCUUGGACUAAACAAUAUAUCCUUGAUUUAAGGGAUUGCGGAGGGCUGGCCUGUUUUAUGAAUAUUCAUCCUAGAGAUAGUGAAGAGCUAUUCAUGUAUGAUCUCAAGACCAAUAGAAUCAUUAAUCAUGGAAUUAGAAAUAUGUAUCGUCUUAGUAUGAAUGCAUACAUAGAAAGUCUAGUUUUACUCAAUCAAGUAAAUGCUAUGCCAGAUCAGUACGAGACUUUUUGAAGUGAAAGGAUCGAUGUGGUUCACCAAAUGGCUGGAGAAAGGCUUAGGUAAGCACAAUAAAAUAUGAAGGAAAUGUUUGACAAUUGGCACCUCUUAGAACCCCUAUAUAUGGUAAAUCUUUUAUUAUGAACUCUGAGUUGGGUGAGAAUGAUCAAAUGGCCGUUCUUGUAGAGAAUGA